GCGUGAAGUUUCUUACGCAGGUCAGCAGGUUGCAGAGUAGGGUUUCUCUAUUCCCCGCGGCAGAGAAGAACCACCAGAAUGGCGGCAGCACCGGCAGAAUCAGUUCAAUGCUUCGGUCGUAAGAAGACGGCGGUUGCCGUGACUCACUGCAAGCGCGGCCGUGGACUCAUCAAGAUCAACGGCGUUCCAAUCGAGCUGAUCCAGCCCGAGAUUCUCCGCUACAAGGCGUUCGAGCCUAUCCUCCUAUUGGGCCGGCACCGUUUCGCCGGCGUGGACAUGCGCAUCCGCGUCAAGGGCGGAGGUCACACCUCUCAGAUCUACGCCAUCCGUCAGUCCAUUGCCAAGGCCCUCGUCGCGUUCUACCAGAAGUACGUGGACGAGCAGUCGAAGAAGGAGAUCAAGGAUAUCCUCGUCCGCUACGACAGGACCUUGCUUGUUGCUGAUCCAAGGCGCUGCGAGCCAAAGAAGUUCGGAGGUCGUGGUGCUCGUGCCAGGUUCCAGAAGUCCUACCGUUAAUCACUCAACACAGUUCUGCUUUAUAUACCGAAAGUAUUAUGAUUAUUAUUCUCAGAAUUUUCCUGUUUUUUGUUUAAUUAUUCGGUAUUUUGAUGCUCUGUAUUAGUUUACUCUUGUCUUAAAUGACUACAUCAGACGGUUUUCAUCUGCCUUGAGCUUUGCGUGAGUUAGAUAUAUUAAAAUGCCUUAUUUGAAAA
This is a messenger RNA of Ipomoea triloba (trilobed morning glory), 713 nucleotides long. RefSeq names its product 40S ribosomal protein S16-like. Gene Ontology annotation, molecular function: structural constituent of ribosome; RNA binding. The record is from RefSeq and is a predicted model, not a curated record. Lineage: Eukaryota; Viridiplantae; Streptophyta; Magnoliopsida; Solanales; Convolvulaceae. The transcript has a single exon. Bases 79 to 516 code for a protein of 145 amino acids. Gene Ontology annotation, biological process: translation; maturation of SSU-rRNA from tricistronic rRNA transcript (SSU-rRNA, 5.8S rRNA, LSU-rRNA). Gene Ontology annotation, cellular component: ribosome; cytosolic small ribosomal subunit.